UAUUUUUCCCUCCCCGCUCGCUCAACCGAAGAAUCUGAGACAAACAAGAUUUUAAAAAAUAAUAAUAAUUAUUAUUUAAAAAAAAGAGAAAAUUCGUCUGCUAAAAAGUCUUUCGCCGAUAACCAAUCCCUCUUUAAACCCGAAAAAAGGCCACCACACCACAUUCUUUACGACUCUCUAUCCAUUUUUUUUUACUUAUUUUCCAAAGCUAAAAACAAAAGGUUGCAUCUCAUUUGAAACCGCCAACGAGAACUUUCUCGGAAACUUCUCCCUCUUUCUUCUUUUAAGUGAUGCGACUCGGUUUGUUUGGAUCCAAUAUUUGGCUGUUUCCCGUGAAUUGGCCGGGGUUUACAAGAGCUUUGGGUUAGGGUUUUCAAAAAGCAAUUUAGGGUUUUCGGUGUUGUUCUUUUUGUCUGAUGAUGGGGGAGGAUAACUAUAAUGAUAGCUCCGGUUUAUUGCCAAGUGGCGAUCCCUCGGCCGAUUAUAAGUUCGAUGACUUCGCUGCCGAUGGUCUUUGCGUCGAUCUCGACAUCUUCCAUCACAUUCUUGAAGAGAAUUGUGAUCCUCCACAGGGUAAUCCAGAAGAUCCAUCACCUGGAAAUAUGUCUCAAGAGGACUCGGUUCCUGAAACCAUCCAGGUUCAGAGUGAAUCGUGUUCCUCAGGGUUUACUUUUGGAGAUCUUUUGAGGCAUAAGUCUGAGGCUCCAGAUGCUAGGUCGUGGUCUAUAGGUGGUUCAUUUGAUUAUCAUCGGAAAUUAGAACCCUCUGCACAUGAUUGUUCUCCAGUCCCGACAUCCUCCGUAAGUUUUAAAGAGUGGUGUCCAUUUGGUCAAGCGACAUCCUAUACAGAGGUGGUUGGAAUGCCUGUGCUUGAGAUGCCUAGCUGUACAACAGCAUCUAGUUUUGCUGAGAUGGAUGGCAACCAUGUGUUAGAUCGUGGAGAUAAUUUAAAUUUUGACCUUGUGGGUAAUAGAACUUGUAUACAAUUCAAGAAUACUGCAGAGGAUUUUGACUACAAAAAUGCUUUGCACAGCGCUGCUGUUGAGAAUAUGAACUUAAUAUGUGGUCAUGUUGGUGAUUUUCUAAAUGAUACCUUGGAAACCCUGGAAGCUCCUGAAAGUAAGGUAGGUAGGUCUAUGAAGUUUUCCUCCGAUGCUGAUAUGACUUCACCUAAUGUUACUUCUAAUGAGUCUACCAUCUGUCAUGGUUCUGACAUUGUUAGUGAUGUUAGUGAUCCUCGUUCAGUUACACCUCAUUACAUGAACGGAGAUAAUGCAUAUUUUUCUGAUUCCUCAGUGCACCAUUGGCUUAGUUCCUUAAGUUUUAUGUCUGAAGAAAUUAAGGUGGGUGAAGUAGUCGAAUUUCCAACUGAGAGUGCAUGCUCAAGUGGUAGGAUAAUUUUCAAUGGUCAGGAUGGGACUGAUAAUAGGUCUGCGUCACAACUCUCAAUGACUGAUUUCUCUGAUGUAGAGCAACAGCAUUUUGAAGGUGAAGGGAAUGAUCAUGUUUUACCUGCCUGUGGAAGUUUGUCAUACAUUGCUAAUGAUGGAAUUUUUUAUGACAAAGGAUCGGUGCAGCCAUUCAGUCAUUCUCAACCUUGCAUUUCAAACAACAAUCAAGCAGUUUGUGUAAAGUAUGAAGAUAAUAAAGUGAUUACAUCUGGCAGCAUCUUCUACCAUUCUGCUGAAGCUUUAGCUGAAGCUAGCUGGAGAAAGUCUACUAACAGGGUUGAUGACUUAUUAUCUGUUGAUGAAGACUUGAAGCAAUCGUUGUCUGAUAUUUCACCUUCUAUAUCAAAUCAGGAGUUUAUAUUUAGUGGCAAGGAUGCUCAUCAUUAUCAUCAAGAUAUUAAUCUAAACGUUAAAAGUCAAUCUUCCCUUUAUGGUGGACAUUUGAAUUUAGCUUCCUCAGAGCAAUAUUUUUCCAGCACUCACCCAAUUACUUCAACCAAGAUGCACUUAGGUUGUUUUGGCGAAGAAAGAGAGAGAAAGCUGAUUCCUUUGAGUAUGGGUCUUUCAAAAGUCAGUCCUGAAUCUAUUCACAGCAAUUCAUCAGAUUGCAGAUCCUAUUUUGAUGAUGAUCCUGAUAUAUGUAUUCUUGAAGACAUCAGUCAACCUGCCUGCUCAAAUCAAUACCCGCUGCUUGUAAAGAAUACUUCUAGUUUGCCACAUGCUAAGUUUAGUAACCUGCUUCAUACCCCAGGAAUGGGAGGUGUCAGGGUCAAGGGAAAUGAUGAGCGUUUAAUUUUUCAGGUUGCAUUGCAGGUUCUUUCUCAGCCAAAGUCUGAAGCUAGUCCUCCAGAUGGUGUUUUGACAGUACCUCUUCUACGACAUCAGAGAAUUGCUUUGUCAUGGAUGACCCAGAAGGAGAAAGCUGGCUUGCACUGUUUAGGAGGAAUUCUUGCAGAUGAUCAGGGAUUAGGAAAAACUGUAUCAACAAUUGCACUUAUUCUUAUGGAAAGGCCUCCAUCUUCUGGAGCAUCUUCUCAAGAUACAAGAAAGGUUGAGUUGGAAACACUAAAUUUGGAUGAUGAUGAUGAAGAGAUGAAGCAAGAAUCUGAUAACAAUCAAGUUAUGGCAAAUGGUACUUCAAAGAAAAGCUCUUGUACAUCAGAGCAAGCAAAGGGAAGGCCAGCUGCUGGAACUCUCAUUGUAUGUCCGACAAGUGUAUUGCGGCAGUGGGAGGAGGAGUUACAUAAUAAGGUAACAAGAAAAGCUAAUCUCUCUGUUCUAGUAUACCAUGGAAGCAACAGAACAAAGGAUCCUGUUGAGUUAGCAAAGUAUGAUGUUGUCCUUACUACAUAUUCAAUCGUUAGCACGGAGGUCCCAAAGCAUUCUCCUGUUCGUGGAGAUGAUGAUGAGAAAAGGAAGUUGGAAGGUGAACAUGCCUCAUCUAUGGAUUUUCCACCAUGCAAGAAAAGGAAAUACCCUUCUAGUUCUAAUAAAAAAGGAGUGAAGCAUAAGAAGGGAGUGGAUGAAUCGCUUCUUGAUUCUGUUUCUCGACCUCUUGCCAAAGUUGGAUGGUUUAGAAUUGUUCUGGAUGAGGCCCAAAGCAUAAAAAACCACAGAACUCAAGUUGCUAGGGCUUGUUGGGGCCUUCGUGCUAAACGUAGAUGGUGCUUGUCUGGGACUCCAAUUCAAAAUGCCAUUGAUGACCUUUAUAGCUACUUCAGAUUUCUGAGAUAUGACCCAUAUGCUUCUUACAAGUCAUUCUGUUCUUCCAUAAAGGUCCCGAUUACUAAAAAUCCAGUGAAAGGGUAUCCAAAAUUGCAAGCUAUCUUGCAGACAAUAAUGUUACGUCGCACCAAAGGUACUCUUCUUGAUGGGAAACCAAUUAUUAACUUGCCACCUAAAGUGAUAGAACUUAAAAAGGUGGAAUUCACAAACGAGGAACGUGAUUUCUACUCCAGACUGGAGUCUGAUUCACGUGCUCAGUUUAAAGAGUAUGCAGCUGCUGGGACUAUCAAACAAAACUAUGUGAAUAUCUUGUUGAUGCUUUUGCGCCUCCGACAAGCCUGUGAUCAUCCUCUUCUUGUCAGGGGUUUUGAUUCAAACUCUUCAUGGAGAUCAUCGAUUGAGACUGCAAAGAAGCUUCCUCAGGAGAAGCUAAAAUUUCUUCUGAGUUGUUUAUCAUCUUUGGCACUCUGUGGCAUCUGCAAUGAUCCACCAGAUGAUGCUGUUGUUGCUAUCUGUGGUCAUGUUUUCUGCAACCAAUGCAUCUCUGAACUUCUCUCUGGCGAUGAGGACCAGUGUGCCACUGCAAAUUGCAAAGUUAGACUCAGUGCAUCUUCUGUGUUUUCAAAUGCCACUUUAAACAGUUCUCUUUCUGAGAAGCCUGGUCAUGAUAGUUCCCUUGAUUGUUCUGAUUCUAAUGUUGUUGAGGUAUCUAGGCCUUGUUCUGAGGAUAGUAUGUAUGAUUCUUCCAAAAUUAGGGCUGCCCUUGAGGUCCUGCAAUCGCUAGCUAAACCUCAAGAUCAUAGAUUAAAGACUAGUAGCUAUCCAGAAGGUUCAUCCAAUCUCCAUUCUGGGGAUUCACCAAAUGGUUUUCCAGAUGAAAAAAAUCUGGUUAAGGAUGAAAGUUUGAAUGAUUCCUAUAAGGUAUUUGGAAAGAAAGCCAUAGUGUUUUCCCAGUGGACAAGGAUGUUGGAUUUAUUUGAAGCCUGUCUUAAGAGUUCUUCCAUCCAAUACAGAAGACUAGAUGGAACUAUGUCAGUUGCUGCUAGAGAUAAAGCAGUGAAAGAUUUCAACACCCUACCAGAGGUUUCUGUUAUGAUUAUGUCUUUGAAAGCUGCCAGUCUGGGGCUGAACAUGGUUGCAGCUUGCCAUGUUCUUCUGCUUGAUCUUUGGUGGAAUCCUACAACAGAGGACCAGGCAAUUGACAGAGCACAUCGAAUCGGACAGACUCGCGCUGUAACUGUUUUACGAUUAACUGUGAAAGAUACAGUUGAAGAUCGUAUUUUAGCUCUUCAGCAAAAGAAGAGGGAGAUGGUUGCAUCUGCAUUUGGGGAGGAUGAAACAGGAGGUUGUCAGACUCGUCUCACAGUAGAAGACUUGGAAUACUUGUUUAUGGCAUGACAUUUAAAAUUACAGUGGUAAAUCUACAAUUCUUAUAAAUUGGCAGUGUUAGACUUGCAUCCAAUGUCGGUGCAUCAUGUUGGAUACGCAGCUUAUCCCUUCAGAACCAUUUCCUAACCCAUCUUCCCCGCCUAGCUGACCCAUUCUGCUAACCCAGAUACCAUUUGGACAUGAGGGGAAAGAGAAAGCCUCUUCUGACACUGUGUGAAUACACGAAAGGAAAGUUAAAUUUUUUGUUUUCUCCGGCCAUUGAUGGUUCUCAACCUCUCGUCACCUGUGGCAUUGUAUAGGGUUUAGGGCAAGUGCGCUAUAACAAGUAAAAGAUAGUAAUAGAGUUGAACGUGCGAUUCUGUUUUAGUCAGAGUAGUUGUAGAUGAUACUGAUAGGUCUUCUUUUCCUGUUCUUUUCUUUUCCAGAGAUACGAAAAAAUGGAAAGUUGUAGCUUCAUUGGCGAUUUUUAAGUCUAUUAUUUUACUUGAGUGUU
This is a messenger RNA of Durio zibethinus, 5058 nucleotides long. RefSeq names its product helicase-like transcription factor CHR28. Gene Ontology annotation, cellular component: nucleus. Gene Ontology annotation, biological process: DNA repair. NCBI's taxonomy places the organism in Eukaryota, Viridiplantae, Streptophyta, Magnoliopsida, Malvales, Malvaceae. The record is from RefSeq and is a predicted model, not a curated record. Gene Ontology annotation, molecular function: ATP-dependent activity, acting on DNA; metal ion binding; ATP binding.